This is a messenger RNA of Siniperca chuatsi (mandarin fish), 4441 nucleotides long. RefSeq names its product relaxin family peptide receptor 3 (gene rxfp3). Gene Ontology annotation, biological process: immune response; G protein-coupled receptor signaling pathway. Bases 473 to 1699 code for a protein of 408 amino acids. The record is from RefSeq and is a predicted model, not a curated record. Gene Ontology annotation, cellular component: membrane. The transcript has a single exon. Lineage: Eukaryota; Metazoa; Chordata; Actinopteri; Centrarchiformes; Sinipercidae. Gene Ontology annotation, molecular function: G protein-coupled receptor activity.
CACGUUUUCUUGCACAUUAGGCCACUAUAGAAGGCACUUUAUCAUGUUUUAUCUAGGUUCUAUCUUUAUCUAGUUUAAUCGACAUGAAAUCAGUUUCAUGUCGAUGGAUUUUUUUUUUCACAUGGUCUCUAAUCAGAACCAAGGACAGCGCCAGAUUGCGCCCUGACGCAGAAGGACGCUUUUUCACGGUUGGAGAGCUGAGACUCACAGAGCAACAAUCUCAGAGCAACACGACAGCCUGAUGAGCUCUGUCACCAGGCAUGCAGAGCAACAUAUCAGUUAUUUUGUGUUUAUUUGGAUUCACAGAAAAUAGACCGCUUUUCUGUGUGUAGGCUAUUUAUGUGGGCUAUUAUUUAAGUAACAUGGAGGCUGGCGCAAGAACCUAAAAUCCAAAGAUUUUUUCCCCCAAGAGGUGAAGCAUUUGGAUUUAUAGGCAUGACUUUUGUAAAUAUCCUCGGUGAUUAAAGUUAAAAUGUCUGGAGAAUUUACCGACACUAAUUACGAAGGCUCAGCAGGGAUAGUCUAUGCUGCAGCCAUCAACUUCAGCUGUAUUUUCAACACGACCAACAGUUCCAAUGGCGACAACUUCCACCUGUCAGACUUGGACAAAACAGGAUUUGUGGGAGACGGCGCCGCUGUUGUGAGGAUUAUCAUCUCUGUCAUUUACUCGCUGGUUUGCGCGCUCGGUCUGGUUGGGAACUUACUGGUCCUGUACCUAAUGAAGUCUAAACAGGUGUGGAAAAAAUCCUCCAUCAACCUUUUCGUAACUAGUUUGGCUGUGACUGACUUCCAGUUCGUCUUGACUCUGCCGUUCUGGGCGGUGGAAAACGCGCUGGACUUUACGUGGCUUUUCGGCAAAGCAAUGUGCAAGAUAGUUUCCUAUGUGACAGCUAUGAACAUGUAUGCCAGCGUGUUUUUCCUGACUUCCAUGAGCGUGGCGAGGUACUGGUCGCUCGCCUCUGCGCUCAAGGGCAGGCGGCGGCGGCCACAGUGCUGCUCCGCGCGGUGCAUCACCGUUUUCAUCUGGUUUGCCGCUGUCUGCGCCGCUCUGCCGCACGCAGUUUUCUCCACAACAGUGACAGUUUCCAAUGAGGACUUGUGUCUUGUCAAAUUCCCGGAAACCAACGGAACCGCGCAGCUUUGGCUGGGACUCUAUCAUUCUCAGAAAGUGCUGCUGGGUUUUGUGGUUCCGCUGGGCAUCAUCUCAGCCUGCUAUCUGCUCCUUUUGCGCUUCAUCACUUCCACAAAUAAAAACACCUCGAGCGCCAAACGACGCGCCAAAGUCACCAAGUCUGUCACCAUCGUGGUCUUAUCCUUUUUCCUCUGCUGGCUGCCCAACCAGGCGCUGACAGCCUGGGGCAUCCUCAUCAAACUCAACGUGGUACAUUUCAGUUAUGAGUACUACACCAUGCAGGUGUACGUCUUCCCCGUGUCCGUGUGCCUGGCGCACUCAAACAGCUGCCUGAACCCCAUCUUGUACUGCCUGAUGAGGCGGGAGUUCAGGAAAGCACUGAAAAAACUCUUCUGGCGGAUGACUUCGCCGACCAUAAGGCCGAUCACAGCCACCACAAAGCAAGAGAUGAACGAGCAAGGGCAAGUCCCGGUCCCCGUCAGCGCGCCCGAGGAGCCCGCUGUGGUGUUUUAUCCUCCGGGGGCUGUUGUAUACAAUGACAGAGAUCUGCCGCAAAACAGCACUUAGUCUAAAGUACCACACGGACAGGUUUUGUUUUCUUAAAAAUCCUUUUUGAUUGUUAUUUAUCUGCAUUUAUGUUAAUUGCUCCAUUUCCUGCCUCGCAGCUGUCAGGAAAGCUCAAGUUGGAUCUGCAUGAUUGAAAGGGUGAGAAAAGAACAGCACUGGUCAUUUACGACCACACUGAUACCUGUCCGUGAUCAGUGACCACUCUUACGUGACCACUUCACAUGCAUCUGUCAUUUUGUACUUUGAUGCUCUUAAUAAAAGAGCAAAGGACAUUUCUCUUGUGCACAAAGACAGAAGAGGUACGGUAUUUUGAAUGUUUCUGAAUAAGUCUGUCCAAAAAAUGUAAAAACAAACAACAUUUUUUAAUGUGUAAGUAAAGUGUAUUUACAAUGUGAGACACUUGCUGGUCCUUCUCUGUAUGUUGAAAAAACAACAACAAAAAAAAACUAAAACACUCAGGUGUGUGGUUGUCAGUGAGGAUGAAUAAUGAACAAAAGCAGUCAGUUUUUAAUGCCACAAAAAUCUCAUGGUGAUCAUGGUACAUUAGAUAAAAACGAUUCCAAUGAGCUCCACACAGUGAGGUACAGAUUUUACAUUUAGGGAAAAGAGAGCACUGGUAUCGGAUUUGUACUCGGUAUUGGCUGAUAACCUGAAUUGAUGUAUCAGAAUCUGUAUUGGAAAAGAAAAAGUUGGAUUGAUGCAAAGAGGGCAUCAUGUGUCAUAAAUCUAUGCUCAUCAGACACUCUGCAUAGCCUUUAAAUAACUUUGCAUUUACAUGAAUUCAUUCACGACUAAUGCAGAAACCACUUCAAAUUAAUUUAAAUGAGUUAUUGGAGGGAAUACAUUCAAUUUAAAUUACUUUUUAAACCAACUUAAACAACCCAUUUUUUAUUUGCUUACUUUCUAAUAACCUAAUGAAAAUUUCAUAGGAACCAUUGAAACUAAUCUCAAAAUCCUCUAUAUCUCCUGAUAUUUGCCAUUAAAGCUCAAAAAUGUGCAACAUGUCAAGUUGGGUCCAAUUUCAGGUAUUCAGUGAUAGAUACAUUUAAUUGGUCAUAUCACAACCAAGCACAGGAUCUCUUCAUUACAAGUCUCUGCAUGAAUCAACCCAUCAAUAAUUCCUUUAAAAACUCCUACAAAUAUCAUUAAUAUUGAUUUAAUGGAGAAUUUAAAAGGGAUUUAAUGGAUAAAAUCAUGUGUUUUGGAUGUCUACACACAUGCAGCAACAUUAGCCAUCUAAUCUACAGUAAAUGUUGUUGUGCAGGAAGUCAUGGGGUUAUCUCUGACUUUCGAUCUCAUCUAAUUUGUUUAAUUUAUUCAGGACCACUUGCAAAUAAGUCAUCAGUGACUUCUAAUAAACCAGAACAACUUCAGCACAAAAUAUUAAUUCUUUCCUCACAAUAUCACCCUUUUAAAUAAAGUAGAAAUUAACAGGAGUUAAAAGUCAAAUGGAUGAAACUGCCUGUUUGAUCUGAUCCCAAGAGUCAGUUAACAUAUUAAUGCACUGUUUGCAGGUACUGUACAUGUCAGCCUGGAUAGAUAGAGGGUUUUUUUUAAAGGGGACUCUUCACUGAUAGAAAUUGUGCAGGAUUGAAUUAAGUGCUGGAUUCAGUACUUCCAAAGAAGAAACUUUAAUCCUUUCUCCUCCUGCUGCCUCCAAGCCUUGGGCAGAGAUGGGACUCACAGGAGUCUGGCAAACCCACUAUGACAAUCAACAUCCUGAGAUAAAUAUUGCGUUUAAUUUUUUAAUUAAGCAGCUAAAAAAAACCCUAAUAACUGACAGGCUAAUUUAAUUAGAAAUAAAUGGCAAAUGGCCCCACAACCUGGCUAUUAAAUUGGUUAAAUUUAACCAAUUAUUAUAUUAGAUCAGAGCAAUCUGUCAUGUGGAUUUUGAAUCCGGCACCCACAGUGCACACAUACAUCAGCAACACUCACGCAGAGCAUUUCACCUCUCAGUAAAAUCCCUUUUGGGGGAAGAAAAAUGGCUUCAUCAUGAUUAGAAAUUUAAAUAUGACAGUGUGUAUUCCUCAAGAGAUGAGCUAGUAUCUCCCAGGGUGCCGGAGAAAGCCCUUUGAUGUGUUUUGAAUGUCUAGGAAACUGAUUUUCAAAGAUAUUUAGAAAUUCUGUAGGUUUUUGUUGUGUACCACAAUUACUUCGUUUUCACUCAAUUUACAUAUGAAAACACAUUUGACACCUGUGAAAUGUUGGCAGGAAUAUCUAUGGUGGUUUCAAACACAGCAUCGUGUCAGUAUAUUACAAGUGAAUGACAGACAAGAGUGAAAACAUGCUUUGAAAAGUGAGCGAGCUAAUGAUCUCUUUCUGCUUACAAAUCCUGGAGGCAUAAACAGAUAUAAUGAGGAGUAAAGAAGGAUUACUGAUGUUUUGCACUAUGAUCCAAUGAAAAAAACUUACAGUGACAACGAAUGGCGAGGCCCAUUGGUCACUACACAUUAGUCACUCUAACCAGCGUCCUUUCUAAUCUGCAGGAGUUACAUCAACUUUGACUAGUUUUGACAAGUUUAAAGAUCCCCUCCAGAUAUGUUUUGAGAAAUGUAAAACUAUUCUGCUUUGAAUAAUAGUUUGUUUCUGAUAUGGUUUCCCCACUCUACAGUAUAAUUACCUAGUUAGAAAUUAUUAAAAAUACAUCUACAUCUAUCAGAAUCUAUGAAAAUGCAAAUAGUUUUCAUUUCCGGCGUUGGAGGAAGUACUCAGGUCCUUUACUUAAGUAUAAGUAGUGACACC